Bactrocera tryoni is the source of this 1424-nucleotide messenger RNA. RefSeq names its product neuropeptide-like protein 32. The transcript is spliced from 2 exons. The record is from RefSeq and is a predicted model, not a curated record. The coding region runs from base 205 to 699 and encodes 164 amino acids. Lineage: Eukaryota; Metazoa; Arthropoda; Insecta; Diptera; Tephritidae.
CAACCUACUUACCGUUAAUGAAAAAUAGCGUAAAUGUUCCAAAAAUCGCUGGUAUUUUUAUAUCGAAUUUAUUUAGAUGAGUGAAGCCACGCUUACUAUUAGGUGUAUUUCUUAUUAGUUAAACGAAAAUGAGCUAUCCUCCGCUAGUUUCACUGGCAGAGUCUUAAAUCAUAAUGUUGUAUACAGAAAAUUAAAUUUGGGACAAUGUCGGUGGCCAUGCCAGUUAUGACACUUUAUAUGUUUUCGCUUAACGGCACUUGGUGGAAGUGGCGGUGGUUCGAUUACGCCGAUUUGCAAUACUGCCAAGAAACGCGUUUACAAAGCUUUGUUAAUGGAAGCUUUCCUAGCAAAUACUCAGAGCCGUUCUUAACACAAAAUAAUUCAGUGAAAAUGCGUGCUUUCGUCGUUUGCUUAGUGCUGGUUCUGUUAGUGGCGAUGCUGGUCGGCACCAGUGGUAAUCCCGUCGGCGAUAAUACUGUGCUCACUUUAGAGACAGCCGAACAACCGUUAACUUUGUUUGAUGCCGACGCGCAGCAAGGACAUGAUAACGAAGGCGAUCGCUUGGCACGGGGCUACGGUGGCUACCGUGGUGGUUAUGGUGGUUAUGGUGGCGGUUAUGGUGGAUAUCGUGGCGGAUAUGGUGGAUACCGCGGUGGAUUUGGUGGAUAUGGCGGUCGUCGUGGUGGUUAUUAUGGUUAAAUAACGAAAAAUGUAUAAAAAAAAUAUAUGUCUUUGAUUUGCACUGUGAAAUUAAAAUUGUGAUUUACCGUACUACAAAAAUAAAAUUAAUAAAAUGUUGCCAACACAACAAAUCAUGUUUUCUGUUAAAAGCGCGCGAUAUUGUGUGAAAUAAUUUUUAUUCCACGUCAAAAUCAGCUUAUCCAAUACUAAAUUAGCGUUUCAGUGUAUAUAUAUUUUAGAAGACCAAAGAUGGCAUUUAAGAAAAUUUAAAAUUUUAGUACAGAAACUCCGUAAUGUGCUCAGUUAUGUAUCUUAGAGAAAACUUCAAUAAUUUGAAAUAAGAUUAAUUGAUUAGAAUAAAGCAAAAAGUGGAAAGCCAAACAAUUUAAGAUUAGAAACUAAAUACCUUUCACAUGGACAAAUAAUUUCAUAUAAGAACUGAGUUCGUUUUGUAUGGCAAAUAUAUAGUAUUAGAAUAUAAUAUAGUAUAUAGAAAAAUUUUUUUAUCCUGUAUAUAUAUGUGAAAGUUUUGUAAAUGUAAAAAAUGUUGAUAAAAAAGCGAGAUUUUGAUUGUUUGGUUUGUAUUUCAGCUACUCGCAUAUAUUACAGUAUAUCGGCGGUCCCGCAAAGUGAGAAGCUUCUUGGUUAGAAGAGGUUUUGUGCAAAUUUUUCUACUUAAUAUGUUAUUCAAGAAUUCUGGCUCAUCCACCGAAAUUUGUCGAUAAUAAAUACACUUUUAUAGA